AUGGAAGACUACCUGAGUGUCCCCAGACAUAUGAGAAGUCCCGGGGAUGACGGCUUUCGAACCCCCACCAUAGAAGACGCCGAGCGGGCUCUCUCCGACAUUGGUGAAAGUCCCGGUAGCCGCGUGCGAGAGGCCCAUUCGACAGCUCUGCAGGAAGUCCUGCAUAGAGCGACGUCUCGGGCAGCCGAGAAAUCAAAAGCCGAGGGCAACAAAGAAGCCACUGCCUUUUUCGAGCAUGAUGGACUAGGAAUCGCGGUCAAGAAGAAAAAGCCGCCGAGUCGACUUGGAUGGAAGAAACGCAUUCGCCAUGUUACCUGGGCAUACUUUACUCUGACGAUGGCCACGGGUGGUUUGGCCAAUGUCUUCUACCAAGUCCCAUUCCGCUUCAAAGGACUCGACACGAUCGGAGUCGUUGUUUUCCUAAUUAAUAUCGCCCUCUACCUCGUUAUUUGGGGACUGCUCCUCCUCCGCUUCUACUGUUUCCCCUAUACAUUGAGAGCGUCCCUGAUGCACCCCACGGAAUCUCUCUUCGUCCCAGCAUCAAUAGUCUCCUUCGGCACAAUCCUCAUCAACAUAUCCCAAUACGGCCCCGAGCACGCAGGCCCGUGGCUGAUGCGCGCCGUCGAGGUCUUAUUCUGGAUUGACGCUACUCUCGCCGUCAUGUUCUCCGCUGGCAUCUACUUACUCUUAUGGUCAACACAAACCUUCACCAUUGCCCAGAUGACGCCUAUUUGGAUUUUCCCGGCUUACCCCAUGUUGAUUAUUGGUCCGCAUGCUGGUGUAUUGAGCUCCAAGUUGGAUCCCGCGGCUGCGCUGCAGGUCAUCAUUGGUGGUACUACUAUCCAGGGUGUGGGAUUCUUGGUCUCGUUGAUGGUUUAUUCGGCUUUCAUCUAUCGGUUGAUGACGCAGAAGCUGCCGAGAGAGAAUCUUCGUCCCGGCAUGUUUGUUUCCGUUGGUCCCAGUGGGUUUACCGUUGCCGGGAUCGUCAAUAUGGCAUCUUCGGCGAAGAGGGCGUUCCCUGCUGAUUUCAUGGGAAAUGGUGCUCUUGCUGCGGAUGUUAUGAAAGUCGUGGUGAAUUUUUCGUCUCUAUGGCUAUGGGGAUUGGCUAUCUUCUUCUUCAUCAUUGCCAGUGCUGGUCACUGGUCUACCAUCGGACACAAACGCUUGGACUUUUCCAUGACCUGGUUCUCGUUCAUUUUCCCAAAUACUGCUUUAAUCACGGCCACCUUUGCUAUUGGUGAUGCAUUCUCCUGCAAGGCUAUCAACAUUGUUGGAUGCGUGGCCAUUUUGCCCCUUUUGCUGAUGUACUUCUUCGUGUGCUACAUGAUGGUUCGGGCUAUCGUUAUGAAACAAAUCAUGUGGCCUCAGAAGGGUGAGGAUCGGGACGAGGGUGGUUUCGAAAUCCUUCAAAUCAAGUCUGUUGCGGAUCCAGAUGGAGAUACUAGUGAGGAGAGUCCUGCAUGA
This is a messenger RNA of Penicillium nucicola, 1464 nucleotides long. RefSeq names its product tellurite-resistance/dicarboxylate transporter family protein. Lineage: Eukaryota; Fungi; Ascomycota; Eurotiomycetes; Eurotiales; Aspergillaceae. Gene Ontology annotation, molecular function: malate transmembrane transporter activity. The coding region runs from base 1 to 1464 and encodes 487 amino acids. The record is from RefSeq and is a predicted model, not a curated record. Gene Ontology annotation, biological process: malate transmembrane transport. The transcript has 3 exons. Gene Ontology annotation, cellular component: membrane.